ACGAUCUUUUACGGAGAAUUCGAAUAAUGGCCUAACGCUUUUUUGGCAAGUUUCCCAUGGGCGCGCGCGUUACGUAAAACGAACGUUGUGUUCCUUGUACUACAAAAAGGAUAUAAAUAGAUUUUCAGUGAGUUGCAUUCUCGGGACUCCGACAUUUGUUUUCUUCUAACACAAAUACUGUGCCACAUCUGUGCGUUAGAAAUCUCAGUGGAAUUCAUAAACUCACAAAGUGUAAACAUUGAACUGAAUUUUUUACAUAAAUGUUUAAUAUGCUAAGUGAGCUACAUAUGGACGUUUAAAACAGUCAGUGAAGUGAAUAAUAUAUUUUUUAUUGACUCCUACAAAUAAUGGCUCACGUCGAGCCCAUGGAUGUCGAUAGUAUGGAAAGUGAUUAUGAAGAUAAGGAGAACUCAAUACUCCAUAGCAAUGUGAUACCAAAAAUACCAUGCACUGAAAAAGGGUAUGAGGAGCUGGAUGCUUCUGAAUUAAAUAUGAAGUUAAGAUAUUCCAUUACUCCUGCAUCAUCUCCUAUGUCGAGAAGCUAUACGGCCAACUGCAAGGACAAUAAAAAUAUUGAAGAAAGAAAUAGCAGUUGUAUUGGAAACGCUAACCUCACAAAUUCAUUUAACUCGACCUUAACAAACAAUGAUAUAAACAAUGCAAGUAAGGUUUACCCAUUACAAACUUUGCCAACUGAAAAUUUAAAUGACAUGAAUAGAAAUGUGUUGCUUCCUAAAUCUAUUGAUAAGGAAGAUAAAAAUGUUACUAUAACUGUAAGUAAUAGUGUAGAUGAAAACAUAUCCAUUCCAAGUACAUCAUCAUCGAUCACUCAUACACCGGAGUCUACCACACCUACAAAAGAAUUACCUAAAGAUGGAGGCUCACCAAUUAUGAGAGGUUUACGGAGCGUUCUUAGUAUGUUUAAGCCGCAAAGUCCUGGACCAUCACAUGAACAGGGACCACAAGAGGACAGUGGACCGCUGCAGGCUAAUAAUACUAUUACGGACGAGUCUCCAUUACAUCCAGUUGAGGUUUCCACCCCGCUCCGUACAACAAAUAGAACCUCCCCGAAGAGGACCAGUCCACAUAGGGACAGCAUAAAUUUCAAUGAUGAUUUGGAAAAGGAGUUGCAAUGGAAAGAUGAUUCCACUAUACUGUUUAAAGAAGAAAAAAUUCCAAAACAUAAAUUGUUCCUGCAGGAGUCAGUAGCAUCAAACAUAGAAUCUAAGAUUUUAAAUAAAACCAAAGAGGAAUGUAACGGGACCAUAGAAUAUAUGGAUAUAUCUUAUAAUGAUAGUGCUCUUAUUGAUAAAACUAUGACUGACAUAGAAACAAAACCACAUGGUCUGGAAGCUGGUGGACUGGAGUCUGAUGGUGAGUUUGUAGAUUGUGAGACUACCUUUACCAAAGAUGAAAUUGAAUCUCUGUUAAAAAGUAAAGAAAAUAUUUCUAUGCACAACAGUAUACAACAUACUUCUAUAAAUGCUGAGGCUGGUACUUCAGACUUGGCAAAAAAUAUUCACCCUUUGAAUUUAACAAUACCUGUUGAAACUUCAGAUUUAGUUUGGUGUACAAGUAAUGAUGUAGUAAAUUCUGAGGUUUUAGCAAGAGCUGAAAAUGAUAACAUAGUUUCGAACAAUGUUUUGAAACAAUCUUUCUUGUUAACUUGUAAUGAUAAAUCAGAAUUAGUCAAUAAUUCAGAUAUGAAUUUAUUGCCUGUUGAAUCUUCAGAUUUACCGGUGUGUAUAAGUACUGACGUGGCAAAGUCUGAGGACUCAACCAAAGCUGGAAAUAAGUCAGAUUUUAAUAAUAUUUCACCACAGAAUUUGUCCUUGACACCUUCUAAUAUAAAUAUAAAUAUUUGUGAGAAUAGGCUAACUAAUGAUAAUGUUUCAAACACUGAAGACAAUGAUAUUUAUAUAAAAGAUGAAAAUAGUGCUAAAAACGUUACUGACAUAGUGCCUGGUAGAUGUACAGAUUUACCAGUGUUUACAAGUACUGAUGUAGCAAAGUCCGAGGACUCAACCAAAGCUGAAAAUGGAAACAAUUCAGAUUUUAAUAAUGUUUCACCACAGAAUUUGUCAUUAUCACAUUCUAAAGAUAUGUCAGAUUUGCCAGUUAAUUCAGAUAUCGUUUCAAACACUGAAGUUAAUGAUAUUGAUGUGAAAAAUGAAAAUAGUGUUAAAAACGUUACUGAUAUAGUGACUGGUGAAUAUACAGAUUUACCGGUGAGUACAAGUACUGAUGUAGCAAAGUCCGAGGACUCAACCAAAGCUGGAAAUGGUGCUGAAAACUUUACUGAUACAGCUCAACAUAGAAAAGAAGAAAGGAAAAACAUUACAUUUGUUACUUGUGAAAAUGAAAGUUAUAACAAUUUACAUUCUGCAUAUGAAAAUGAGAUAGAAUGCAAAGAAAACUGUGUUGAAAAAAUUAAGGAUCUUGUAGUUAAUGAAGACGCCAAAAGCGAAAAUGCUGUAUAUGGAAAUAGUCAAAGCAAUGACGUAGAUACUAUUUUACCUCAAAUAGAACAUGAAAUUACAUGCAAUGAAAACAACAGGGAGAUAAUUUUCGAAGCUAUUGAUUUUAAUUUAGAAAAUAAAAUACUUGAAGAAAAUAACAAAGAAAUGGCUGAGUCUUUACAGACAAUUAAUAAUAGUAGUAAAACUUUGGAAAUAAAUGUUGAUUUUUGUGAAAUAUCACAGAAUAAUAAAGGUAUUGAUGAGAAUGCAGAGUCUUUAAAUGAAAAGGUGAAAAAUAAUAAUGUAGACAAAAAUACUAAAAUCGUUAUAUCAGAAAUAAAUAAAAUGUUGCCAAUGGAUGUACCACUUCCUACAGAUAGCGAAUUUGAUAAAGAAAUUGUUGAUUUUUGUGAUGCAAAUAAAAUUCCUGAUGACUUAAAAGUUAAUGAAAUAUCUGAAAGUUUUGAAAUAAAUGCAAACAAAGAUUUGGAUAAAUUGACUUAUUUGCUAGAAACACCAAUAGAAAAAAUUGGUGACAAAACCAUUAAUCAACAAAGCAACUCAAGUCAUUGUAAACUUGAUUCAACAUUGAAAAUUACUGACGAAAAAUGUGUAACUGUGGCUUGUAAUAAAACAUUCGAUAAUAAUUAUUCAUUUGAAGUUAUUGAAAAGGGACAAGAAGAAGGUGAAUCAAUUGUACUUAAAAGUGGUCAGAGUAAUAACAUAACUAUGUUAAAUAAAAGCAAUGCUGAUGAUAUAGUAAUUGAUGACAAACCUGAAACCUUCAGCAAUAAUUCCUUUCAACCAACACAUGAUGAAACCUUUCAAUGUUACACAAAUGAAUCAAAAUCAAAAAACGAACUGUCUUCUCCAUGUGAUACCAAUAGUAAUUUUGAAAAUUUGGGUGUAGAAGAGUUUUCUAAUAUAAAACAAUUGUCGAAUCCAUUUGAAACAAAAAAUAAAAUACAAACAUCACCUCCCUUAUCACCAGUAAUAAGCAGCAAAGGUUACAAUAUCAACUUUGAUGAUAUUGAGGAUCCAUUUGCAACGAAAAUUAAAAUAAGACAAUCGCCUAAUCCUGAAACCUCAGGUCACAUUGCUUUGAUAUCAGAAGAUAAUAAAUCGCGAAAAGUGUCGCCAAAAGUUAAUAAAUCAGAAAAACGUAAGUCAUAUCCAAUAAGAAAACCUAUGAAUGCUAAAAAUAACUCUUUAAAUGCUACUUUUGACUGUGAUAAUAAAAAGGGAUGCAAAGCAAAUGUUGAGGAUAGUGACAAAAUAGCGAAAAAUACAAAAAAAGAAGAAACAAUUGAUUCUUUUAAAGCUGAUACAAGUGGAUUAUCCAACACAGUAAUUAAUUCUACAAGUAAAUAUAACCUAGAUAUUAAAAAAAAAUCUUUAAUCGAUAAUAAGAUUGAGGCUAUAGAAGAGGGGCAUUUAUUUUCUAAGCCAACAGAUCCCACUCCUGUACGAGAUAUUACCAAAAGUGUAUUUAAUUGCCCCGAAAUUAAUGAUUUAAAUUUUUGUUCUAUUACUGAUAAACAAAAAACUAUGUCAUCAAAUUUAACGAUACCGUCUGGCGAUAUAACAUUCAGCGACGAAGAUUGUCCAAAGGCAAACAUAGACUCGCUAGAUUCAAUUUGUCCUGAAGUUCAAGGGGUGGCUCUUGUGGAUGGUGAAACAUCAAUUUCUAAAGAUUCUAAAAGUGGUGAUAUAAAAGAAGUAAAUACUGAAGAUGAAGAUACCGCCACAUUUAAUGAAACAAUUGAAUUUAUUGAAAAUGAUAAAGAAAAUCCAAACACCGAAAAAGACUUGUUAGCAUUUGAAGUUUCACAUACAGCUCUAGACAAUGAGAACAUAGACAAUGGUGAAAUGUUUAUUGACGCUGAGGCAUUUGAAUUUCUUUUAAACCAAAAUCAAAGUAAUGUUAUAGCAGACAGUGGCAAAGAAAGCCUAUUUCUUAAGUUUGAUCCCUUGUUUACGAAAAGGGUUUCUUCGGAUGGUAUAAUAGCUGCUUUGAAAAAAGUUCAAAAUAACCAAAGUACCCCUAAAAAAUUAACAAAGUUGCAAUUACAAACACCAUCAGAAAUGCCAGGCCCUUCUCAAAAAGAAACAGUUGAUGAUGUAAUUGAUGAAGCGAGCAUUCAAGCCAUGACAAAACCAAUGAUGGUAGUUAACCCAGCUAUUAAUUCAAUAGUUUCUCCCAGAAAAGCAGCAACUCCUAAAGUUAAUAGGCAAUCACUUACAUUUACAUCUCCUGCAAUGGCUGUAAUUGACAAACUCUUGUCAUUAAGCGGUAGCAGUUUAGUUGCCAAUCACAAUACACCUGUAUCACCUGUAAGACAGCACAACGAAACUGAUAUAGCAAUAACUCAGCUAAGGGAGAUGCUGGCAGAUAAAGAUAUCCAUGUCCAUAAUUUAAAGUCAGAAAGUAAGGAACUGAAAGAUAGAUUAUCCAGUUUAGAAGCACAAGUUAAAUCUUUAGAAGUAGAGAGCGCAGAGCGACUGAAGAAAGUAAACGACUUGAACGAAAGACUUCUCGAAAAGACUAAAAUUAAUAAAAGUAUGUCCAAUGUAGUUGAGGAAUAUGAAAGGACAAUCUCAAGUCUGAUUGCCCAAAUAGAACAAGAAAAGAAAAAUAAUGCUGAAGAAAGAAUCAUGUUAAUAAAAGAAAGAGAUGAACAAACUGCACACUUAGCCAGCAUGGAAGUGUCAUUUAAUGAUCUACAUAGUAAAUACGAGAAAAGUAAACAGCUCAUUUACAGCAUGAAAGCAAACGAAGAAACAUACAAAAAGUCCAUCCAAGAAUUUGAAGAAAGUUUAACAAAAAUGCAAAACAAUUAUGAGCUACUAAAACAACAUGCAACAUCAAAAUUAAAUCAUGCCAAUCUAGAGUUGGAGAGAUUUAAUAGGGCACAUGAAUCUGAAGUUUUAAAAUUAAAUGCCCUAAUUAAACGGAAAGAGCUACACAUUACUAGCCUUGAAGAAACUCUAGCCCAGAAGACCAAAGCUAAUGAAGAACUGACAGCCAUAUGUGAUGAACUAAUUAAUAAAGUAGGAUGAACUGUUUAGUAGAUGUAUCAUACAAUGUUAGUUUUGCCCUUAUCCGAAUUUCUGUGAUUUCUUAAUUCUUUGAUUGUAUUAUAAUGGCCUCUACGAAUAAUAAAAACUAAGGAAGAGUUUCUGUGUCAAAAAAAUUGACCACGAGUCUAAAAAAUGUGAUCCGAAUACAUGCAUACUUUAUGCAUGUAUUCGGUAAACAAUUUUGUGUAAA
Aricia agestis (brown argus) is the source of this 5730-nucleotide messenger RNA. Its product is annotated as intraflagellar transport protein 46 homolog. The coding region runs from base 348 to 5519 and encodes 1723 amino acids. The transcript has 2 exons. Gene Ontology annotation, cellular component: centrosome; motile cilium; intraciliary transport particle B. NCBI's taxonomy places the organism in Eukaryota, Metazoa, Arthropoda, Insecta, Lepidoptera, Lycaenidae. The record is from RefSeq and is a predicted model, not a curated record. Gene Ontology annotation, biological process: cerebral cortex development; cilium assembly; intraciliary transport.